UUUAUACGGUCAACACUGCAACAAUCCGGCACUAUAAAGAGGCAGGCAAAAUCCUCUUCUUUGCACGUCUCUACAAAGCGAAUCAUUAAUCCAGGGCGAGAGCAAAGGGAGUUUGACUGUAUUUUUUUUCGCAGUUUUGAUUUUGGUUGGGAAAGAUGUCGCUUCUUACAGAUCUCAUCAACCUUAACCUCUCAGAAACCACGAAGAAGAUCAUCGCCGAGUACAUAUGGAUCGGCGGAUCUGGUAUGGAUUUGAGGAGCAAAGCAAGAACUAUUGAUGGACCUGUUAGUGAUCCUUGUAAGCUACCGAAGUGGAACUAUGACGGUUCGAGCACUGGUCAAGCUCCUGGUCAAGAUAGUGAAGUGAUCCUCUACCCUCAAGCAAUUUUCAAGGAUCCAUUCAGAAGAGGCAACAAUAUUCUUGUUAUGUGUGAUGCUUAUACUCCUGCUGGAGAGCCAAUUCCUACCAACAAGAGACAUGCAGCAGCCAAGAUCUUCAGUCAUCCUGAUGUAGUUGCAGAAGAGCCUUGGUAUGGUAUUGAACAAGAAUACACCCUGCUUCAGAAAGAUGUUAAAUGGCCCCUUGGCUGGCCUGUCGGUGGUUUCCCUGGACCUCAGGGACCGUACUACUGCGGUGUUGGUGCCGACAAAGCUUGGGGAAGGCAAAUUGUUGAUGCCCAUUACAAGGCUUGUUUAUAUGCAGGAAUCGACAUUAGUGGUAUCAAUGGAGAAGUCAUGCCUGGCCAAUGGGAAUUUCAAGUAGGCCCUGCUGUUGGUAUCGCUGCUGGUGAUCAAUUGUGGGUUGCUCGCUAUAUUUUGGAGAGGAUUACAGAAAUUGCUGGAGUUGUCCUUUCCUUCGAUCCCAAGCCAAUUGAGGGGGACUGGAAUGGUGCUGGGGCCCAUACAAAUUACAGCACCAAGUCGAUGAGGAAGGAAGGAGGAUACGAGGUUAUCAAAAAGGCAAUUGAAAAGCUUGGGCAUAGGCACAAAGAGCACAUUGCUGCAUAUGGUGAAGGAAAUGAGCGCCGACUCACUGGUCGACAUGAAACCGCUAACAUCAAUACAUUCAAAUGGGGCGUGGCAGACCGUGGUGCAUCCGUUCGUGUUGGGCGAGACACAGAGAAAGAAGGAAAAGGUUACUUCGAGGACAGGAGGCCUGCUUCUAACAUGGACCCAUAUGUGGUCACUUCUAUGGUUGCUGAAACCACCAUUCUGUUGAAGUAAAUGAUUGCUUAACCAAGGCUGAGAUACUGGUUUGCUGUCUGCAUUGGGGGUCAUGAGUGAUGAGUCAAAAGAAUUAUGUUUUACUAGGAUCCAUUCUAUCUGUUUCAUUAGUAGUAUAGCUAGUUGUGUUUCAGUGUCUGCCCUUGUAUUUGGGUUUGGCAAGGUGGGUUCAUUGCUUUCAUCUCUCCUUGGUUUCAGAAUAAUGUAACUUUCAUAUUUGAUAACUAUAUGAAAGGGCUGAUUUCUAUUGUUCUAAAGCUGAACUAUGUCUUGCAAGUGAUAUGCUUCGAUGGAAGUUUGAUUUA
This is a messenger RNA of Mangifera indica (mango), 1528 nucleotides long. RefSeq names its product glutamine synthetase nodule isozyme-like. NCBI's taxonomy places the organism in Eukaryota, Viridiplantae, Streptophyta, Magnoliopsida, Sapindales, Anacardiaceae. The coding region runs from base 156 to 1223 and encodes 355 amino acids. Gene Ontology annotation, cellular component: cytoplasm. Gene Ontology annotation, molecular function: glutamine synthetase activity. The transcript is spliced from 12 exons. The record is from RefSeq and is a predicted model, not a curated record.